Australozyma saopauloensis is the source of this 903-nucleotide messenger RNA. RefSeq names its product Yhm1p (gene YHM1). Gene Ontology annotation, molecular function: guanine nucleotide transmembrane transporter activity. Gene Ontology annotation, cellular component: mitochondrion. The transcript has a single exon. The record is from RefSeq and is a predicted model, not a curated record. Lineage: Eukaryota; Fungi; Ascomycota; Pichiomycetes; Serinales; Metschnikowiaceae. The coding region runs from base 1 to 903 and encodes 300 amino acids.
AUGUCUCCUCCUGCCUCUGACAAGAAACAAUCGGGUGUCGCCAGAGUGCUCGGCUCUGCCUCUGCUGGUAUCUGUGAGAUUGCUGUGUUCCACCCAGUGGACACCAUCUCUAAGAGACUUAUGUCUAACCAGACCAAGAUCACCUCUGCCGCCGAGUUCAACAGCGUUAUCUUCAGAGAGCACGCCCAAAAGGCUCUCGGUUCCCGUUUGUUAACCUUGUUCCCAGGUUUGGGUUAUGCUGCCUGCUACAAGAUCUUGCAGAGAGUGUACAAGUAUGGAGGACAGCCUUUCGCCAACGAGUUCUUGACUCAAAACUUCAAGGACUCGUACGAUUCGCUUUUCGGCGCCAAGACUGGUAAGGCUCUUUUGUCUGCUACUGCUGGUUCGCUUAUUGGUAUUGGUGAGGUUGUGUUGUUGCCAUUGGAUGUCUUGAAGAUCAAGAGACAAACUAACCCUGAGGCAUUCAAGGGUAGAGGUUUCUUGAAGAUCAUGGCCGAUGAAGGCUUUGGCUUGUACAGAGGUUGGGGUUGGACUGCUGCUAGAAACGCUCCUGGUUCUUUUGCUUUGUUCGGAGGUAACUCCUUUGCCAAAGAGUACAUCUUCGGUUUGAAGGACUACUCAUCCGCUACCUGGACUCAAAACUUUGUGACUUCUAUCUUUGGUGCUUCUGCCUCUUUGAUUGUUUCCGCUCCAUUGGACGUCAUCAAGACCAGAAUCCAAAACAAGAACUUCGAGAGCAAGGAGUCUGGUUUCACUAUCUUGAAGAACAUGGCCAAGAACGAGGGUAUUACCUCGUUCUUCAAGGGUUUGACCCCUAAAUUGUUGACCACUGGUCCUAAAUUGGUGUUCUCUUUCGCCUUGGCCCAGUCGUUGAUUCCAGCCUUCGACAAGCUCUUGAAGUAG